AUGAACAUUUAUUUUUGUGGUAGUAUUCGAGGUGGUCGACAAGAUGUGGCUAUUUAUCAACAAAUUGUUGCUUGUCUUAAAUCAUAUGGCAGAGUUUUAACUGAACAUGUUGCUUUUCCUGAAUUAGAAAUUAUAGAAAAAAAUUUGAACGAUGCUGAAAUUCUUGAACGUGAUAUGCAAUGGUUAUCUCAAGCUCAGGUAGUUGUUGCUGAAGUAACACAACCAUCAUUAGGUGUUGGUUUUGAAAUAGCACGAGCUAUUACAUUAAAUAAGCCUGUACUUUGUCUAUUUCGACCUUCUUGUGGAUUACGUCUUUCAGCUUUAAUACGUGGUUCGGCAAAUAAUCGAUCAUUUUUUGUUGGUAAUUAUGAACAACGUGAAGAUUUUGAAAAAUUUAUACAAGAAUUUAUGGGUUAUUAUAAAAAAAUGGGUUUAACUUUUUCAAGUAUUUUUCAACAAUUAUUUGGUAAAAAAGAAAUGAGAAUUUUAAUGGUUGGUCUUGAUGCUGCUGGUAAGACAACAAUUCUUUAUAAACUUAAAUUAGGAGAAAUUGUAACAACAAUUCCAACUAUUGGUUUUAAUGUUGAAACAGUUGAAUAUAAAAAUAUUAGUUUUACUGUUUGGGAUGUUGGUGGUCAAGAUAAAAUUCGUCCAUUAUGGCGACAUUAUUUUCAAAAUACUCAAGGUCUGAUUUUUGUUGUUGAUAGUAAUGAUCGUGAACGUAUUGGUGAAGCACGUGAAGAACUUCAACGAAUGCUCUCAGAAGAUGAACUUAGAGAAGCAAUAUUACUGAUUUUUGCAAAUAAACAAGAUUUACCUAAUGCAAUGAAUGCUGCUGAAAUAACUGAUAAAUUAGGUCUUCAUUCAUUACGUAAUCGUAAUUGGUAUAUUCAAGCAGCUUGUGCUACAAAUGGUGAUGGUCUUUGUGAAGGACUUGAUUGGUUAUCAAAUCAAUUAAAAAAUGUGAAAUAA
This is a messenger RNA of Rotaria sp. Silwood1, 972 nucleotides long. The record is from the annotation of a GenBank genome assembly. Lineage: Eukaryota; Metazoa; Rotifera; Eurotatoria; Philodinida; Philodinidae.